This is a messenger RNA of Xenia sp. Carnegie-2017, 1540 nucleotides long. RefSeq names its product dual specificity mitogen-activated protein kinase kinase 6-like. Gene Ontology annotation, biological process: protein phosphorylation; MAPK cascade. The coding region runs from base 245 to 1285 and encodes 346 amino acids. The transcript is spliced from 12 exons. NCBI's taxonomy places the organism in Eukaryota, Metazoa, Cnidaria, Anthozoa, Malacalcyonacea, Xeniidae. Gene Ontology annotation, molecular function: ATP binding; MAP kinase kinase activity. The record is from RefSeq and is a predicted model, not a curated record.
GCGCUAAAGUGUGGUUUUAUCUGUGAGAUUCUAGUAAUUUUUUGACACAAAAUCAACUUUCUUUCCAUACUUCUACUUGCAGUCUUUUGAACCCGCUGUUUAAACAACUAAAAUUUCAUCUAUGCAUCAAAUAUUUUCCGAAAGAUAGUAAAAUUCCGAAGUUUUUUUGGGGGAAUUUUGCUGUGCUACAGGCCUAGGGUAUUUCCCCAAGGGACAUUUGUUCAUUUUGGAGAAGAACCUAAAGAUGUCAGGCGGUAGACGAGACGGCAAAAAGAAUAAAAACCGUCCAUCGAAGUUUGUCUUUAAAAAUGAUGCUCCAACCAAUCCAAUUUCACCAAUAACACCUAGAAAUUUAACGGACAAAACUACAUUGACCAUUAAUGGAAAGGAAUAUGAUUGCAAGGCAGAAGACUUGGAGGAUCUUGGUGAACUAGGUCGAGGUGGUUAUGGCGUGGUUCAAAAGAUGAAACUAGAAUCAACGGACACUUUGAUGGCAGUGAAGCGCAUACCUUAUUCUUGCAAUGACAAGGAUCAGAAGAGGACUUUGAUGGAUCUUGAUGUAUCAAUGCGUGUCAGCGAAUGUCCGUAUACGGUUCAAUUUUAUGGUGCUUUGUUCAGAGAGGGUGAUGUGUGGAUAUGUAUGGAACUGAUGAGAGCAUCAUUGGAUAAAGUGUACAAACAUGUAUACAGUAUUAGUGGUCGACGAAUACCCGAGACUGUUUUGGGGAAACUAUCAUGUGCAGUUGUCAAAGCUUUGGAUCAUUUGCAUAGUUUACAGUUUAUUCAUCGAGAUGUAAAGCCUUCAAACAUUCUCAUUAAUGACAAAGGCGAAUUCAAGCUUUGCGACUUUGGUAUAAGUGGUCACCUCAUUAAUUCCUUGGCAAAGACCAAAGAUGUAGGCUGCAAGCCAUAUAUGGCUCCUGAAAGAAUUGACCCAGAUGCAGCACACACUGGGUAUAAUGUUAAGUCAGACAUAUGGAGUCUUGGUAUUACAAUUAUUGAGUUGGCUACAGGCAAGUUUCCCUACGCAGAAUGGCCAACACCAUUUGAACAGUUAAAACAAGUGGUAUAUGAACCCCCGCCGAGACUGGAAGUCAACGAAUUCCUUUCUGAAGAUUUUUGCAAUUUUGUCAAUAGUUGCUUGCAAAAAACACCGGGAGAUCGACCAGACUACCUACAACUUAAGGCACAUGCUUUUAUCAAGUAUUAUGAAGAAGCUGAUGUGAAUGUGGCAGAAUGGGCUAAACCAAUUCUCCAAGAAUUACUAAAUCAAAAUAAUAACUAGUGGCUGGCCAUAAUUGAAAGGCAACCUUUUGAAAGUGCCAUCAUGGCAACAUUGUUUUUGUAACUAUCUUAUUUGGUGAUGGUUGUAUUUUGCUUGAACGUCGACAGUGGUUUAAAACCUUAAACACCCAUAAUGUUUAACUUGAAUAGUCAGCCACUUAGCUUUGGUUGAUAGAAGAAUAUAGAUGGUUGAUGAAUGUGAAUGGUAAAUUUGAUAACUUUGAAUUGGAUUGUAUUAAGAAAAUACUGUCGUAAA